AUGGUUCGGUCGCACCAUGUACUUGACAAACGGAGUUCGCUCUUUGACGUCGUAGCGCAUUUUGGCUUCCAGGAUUUCCAGAGCUCGUUCGUGCAGGACUGGAUUCCUGACAUGGCUCGUCGUAUGUUGGCCCCUUGGGUGGCUUUGGCCUGCUUCUUCGCCAUGGGCUACACCUUCCUCGCGCCUCCUAAGGCUGAGAUCCCUGUCGCAGCCCUGACUGCGGCCAUGGCGCCAGCCGCGGCACAAGCCAUGGACAUGCCGGAAGUGGGCUCCACUUUGAACCUGUCGGCCCCUUUGGAGACCGUGAUGCUGGGCAUUGUCUUGGGCACUGUGCCCAUCACAGUCUUCGGGCUGUUGGUCUCUGCCUGGUUGCAGUUCAAGAAGGGCCCAACCCUCGGCAUUUGA
Durusdinium trenchii is the source of this 405-nucleotide messenger RNA. Lineage: Eukaryota; Dinophyceae; Suessiales; Symbiodiniaceae. The record is from the annotation of a GenBank genome assembly.